CCUCUUCUUCUUCUUCCAGUUGUUCUCCCCUGGGCUACAGGACCUUGUGGUUCGCGAUGACAGCAGGUCUGGAGAAAGCAUGUCAUCAAUGCAUCUCAAAAAUCGCCAGCAACGCUUUCCUCAUUUUUGGACUUCUGGCUUUCCUAGCAUUACCACUGUCUAUGGCUUUAGUAGGAAUGAAGUUUUUAGAUGACUGUCCGGUCCAACCACUAAUUCCCUUAUAUCUGCUUGUGGCUGGCGUGAUUGGUAGUCUGAAGAUAGCUCUUCUGCUCUUUGACUCUACCCGGAUGAGGCAGCUCCUUUCAAAAUCGGUCGUGAUUGACGACGAUGACGACGAUGAAUAUCCAUGGAGGCAGAAUGCGCACAAAUAUUACAUCCACCUGACACUCAGCGUCUUUCUCUUCCUUUGGUUCAUCCUGGGGAACUACUGGGUGUUUUCCACCUACCUGCCUAAUUUCAUCCCACCCUUCCAUCACCCACAAGAUUACUGUGAUAAAACCCUGUACAUUUUUGCGGUGGCGGUCCUUCUCCUCAGUCACACGGUGCUGGUUUUGCUGAUCCUCUGCAGCUGCUGCAUCUAUUGCUUUUCCAAGCAACGCUACGCCGCAGACGAGGAUUAAACUUGUUAAAAAGGUGGGGCAGGAUAACGACAGGCAACCACCAGUUAUUCAUGGUGCAUGCACAGAGUUUAUUAUUAGCAAAUGCCACUGUAGGAAUUACAAGCGUUAUUUCGUGGUGAUGGGAGGAGGGCAGGGAAUGUGAACGAAUGUUGCUAGGCAGAAUUAAAGGUCUCUGCUCCAGGCACAUGCCACGCUGCCUCAGCUUCCCCAGUGCAUGCAUUCAGAAAUAGGGCAUAAGUACUACCACUCACCCCUUUUCAAAUGUCUUCUCAAACAUACCUGUUAAUUUCCCUGUCUGGAAUGGUAAAAAGUGAAGCAGAGAAAAACAAGAGUCAAUUCACCUUAUCCUAGUAAAGGCCUGUGAUAUGAAAAAGAGCUGUGAAAUACAAAUGUUGUGAUGCAAAAAAUCCAGGUGUGAUUUUACAUCCGGCAUCUGAGCCUUUUUACUCUGAAAUUUGCAUGGACAGUAUUUUCAGGACUUUGGACUUGGGCUCUUGAACGCCACAUGUCAUUUGCUUAAAUCUUCUUUUGUAGAACGGAUGUGAGGGCCCUGCUCUUUUCCCAGUCUGCAGAAAUGACGGCUUUUUAAGUCUGAUUCAGAUGAAAGCAGCCUUAAAAUAUUGAUUUUGUUGCUUUUCUCCUAUGAAUUAUGCAACAUCAUUACGUGCUCCUUUCACAAAGAAAACAAAAACA
Molecule: messenger RNA, 1313 nt
Organism: Sphaerodactylus townsendi
Lineage: Eukaryota; Metazoa; Chordata; Lepidosauria; Squamata; Sphaerodactylidae
Gene: TMEM272
Product: transmembrane protein 272
Exons: 4
Coding region: 57-620 (187 amino acids)
Source: RefSeq, a predicted model, not a curated record